Molecule: messenger RNA, 2271 nt
Organism: Clupea harengus (Atlantic herring)
Lineage: Eukaryota; Metazoa; Chordata; Actinopteri; Clupeiformes; Clupeidae
Gene: cnga1a
Product: cyclic nucleotide gated channel subunit alpha 1a
Biological process (GO): monoatomic cation transmembrane transport
Cellular component (GO): intracellular cyclic nucleotide activated cation channel complex; plasma membrane
Molecular function (GO): cGMP binding; intracellularly cAMP-activated cation channel activity; protein-containing complex binding
Source: RefSeq, a predicted model, not a curated record
GAGGGUCAGGGAAAUCCACAGCCACCACCGCAGCUACAGUUGCCGUCACGCCUAUGGACAACAGGUCAACGUGUAAUUUAAUGAACAGUUUCACUGAUGGGGCUGUGCUGAAUUUUAAUAGCUGAACCACCCCUGGGCCUUCUGAAAACCGUCUGGCAGACAAUAAAUAAUGGAUUGCUCUGGGACCUAGUUACAGGAGUCCAUACCAGUUGGCAGAUAUGACGUCCACUAGGAGAGGUCACGGGGCUAUGCAGCCGCCUCACACAGUCAUCUCCCACAUCUCUGAGGAGACAGAGAAGGAGGGGAACAGACGCCCUUUGCGCUCCCCAUGCCACCUCAACACAAACAACAACAACAACAACAACAACAACAACAAUGAAGAACCAAAGGAGCCAUUCGUUGUCAAUCCAGGAGGGGGCCUCUACAACUACUGGCUCCUCAUAAUCACAAUCCCUGUCAGUUACAACUGGACCAUGAUUAUCGCAAGAUCCUGUUUUGAGGAACUCCAGCACAGGCAUCUGUUCCUCUGGUUUUUUCUGGACUACACCUCAGACCUGGUGUACCUGGCUGACAUGGCUGUGCGAGCAAGAACAGGUUACCUGGAGCAAGGUCUGCUGAUCAAAGAUACGAAGAAGCUUCUGGCUGAAUACAUGUCUGGCACGCAGUUCAAAUUGGACGCAAUUUCAAUGUUGCCCACUGAUCUCCUGUACUUUUACUUGGGCCUUGACUACCCCGAGAUCCGCAUGAACAAACUGCUGCGGCUCAACCGUAUGUUUGAGUUCUUUCAGCGCAUGGAGACCAAGACCAACUACCCCAACAUUCUGCGCAUCAGCACCCUGGUCAUGUAUAUCAUAAUCAUCACCCACUGGAAUGCCUGCAUCUACUACUCCUUCUCCAAGUUCAUCGGCUUUGGCUCGGACCCUUGGGUCUACCCCUCUCUGGAUGAAGACGAGUAUGGAGAGCUGUUGACAAAGUACGCCUAUAGCCUUUACUGGUCUACUAUGACGAUGACCACAAUUGGUGAGAUGCCGCCACCUGAGGUUGACUCAGAGUUUUUCUUCCAUACUGCCGACUUCCUGGCAGGUGUGUUCAUCUUUGCCACCAUUGUGGGUAAUGUGGCCUCCAUGAUUUCCAACAUGAAUGCUGCAAGAGCCAAUUUCCAGGCACGCAUCGACAACAUCAAACAGUACAUGCAUGUGCGUAAGGUAGACCAGGACCUGGAGAACCGUAUUAUCACCUGGUUUGACUACAUGUGGAACAACAACCGUUCGCAGGACGAGCGAGAGGUGAUGCGGUACCUACCAGACAAGCUGCGGGCGGAGAUCGGAAUCAGUGUGCACUUGGAAACCCUCAAGAAGGUGCGCAUCUUUGCCGACUGCGAGGCAGGCCUCCUGAUAGAGCUUGUGCUCAAGCUUCGUGCCGUCAUCUUCAGCCCAGGUGACUACAUCUGCAAGAAAGGGGACAUCGGCCGGGAGAUGUACAUCAUCAAAGAAGGCAAGCUGGCUGUGGUGGCCGAUGACGGGGUCACACAGUUUGUUGUCCUGGGCGAGGGAAGCUACUUCGGAGAGAUUAGCAUCCUCAAUAUCAAGGGCAGUAAGGCAGGAAACCGUAGGACGGCUAACAUUCGCAGUGUUGGUUACUCAGAUCUUUUUUGCCUGUCCAAGGAUGACCUGAUGGAGGCUCUCCAAGAGUACCCUGAGGCCAAGACCGGGCUGGAAGACAAAGGCCGACAGAUCCUCUUGAAGGACAAUCUGAUUGAGCUCGACCUGUCCAAGCUGAAGCCAGACGAGAAGGACCUGGAGAGCAAAGUGAACAGCCUGUACGGCAGCAUAGAGCUGCUGAAAACCAAGCUCUCCAAGGUGUUGAAGGCUCACUGCAGGAGGAGGCAAGCACUGAAGGAACGCAUCACUAUGAUGGAACGCUACACGGGAGAAGUGGCGGAAGACUCGGAAGAUGAGGAGGAGGAGAAAGCAGAUGCAGAGACCGAGCAGGCGGAGAAGGAAGGGGAGACAGAGGAGGAACGGAAGGAGGGAGAGGUGGAGGGUGGCAGAGAUGAAGUCGCAGAGAAGGAGGAGGACACGGGGGAAGGAGAGAAAAAGUAGACUGCGGCUGAGAAUUACCUUUUGUUUUUUAGCUGCUUUAAAUUAUUAUUGAUGCAUGACUAACUUCAUUAACAUGAGCAUGUAAAAAAAAUCACAGAGGUGUAUCUCUGCUCUCUGAGAUUAAAUCAUGAACAACUACAAAAUAAAUAAAUAAUUUUACUUCCAUAAA